AUGAGUGUAUACUUUGCUCAAGGCAGCCCUAGUAGAGAAUCAGGUGUAGUAAGUGACUGUGACACUAUGGCCGAACUAGCUGCCCUACUUAGAUCAGAAAUACCUGAAGGGCGUAGCAACCUCACAGAAAAUCACACCAACCUACAGAGGGUUGCAGAGUAUUGUGAAGCCAACUAUUUCCAAAAUGACAGCAAGAGAAUGGCUCUGGAGGAGACAAAAAACUAUACCACCCAGUCAUUAGCUAGUGUAGCUUAUCAAAUCAACACUCUGGCUUAUAACUUCCUGCAGUUACUUGAACUACAAACUGCUCAGCUAGCAGAAAUGGAGAGUCAAAUGAACCAUAUUUCACAGACUGUAGCUAUACACAAGGAAAAGGUGGCAAGAAGAGAGAUUGGUGUUCUAACUGCUAAUAAAUCAACUAAUAGGCAGUACAAAAUUAUUGCUCCUGCUAAUCCUGAAAAACCAAUAAAGUAUCUGAGGAAACCCAUUGAUUAUACAAUUUUCGAUGACAUCGGCCACGGUGUCCGAAGCGGCGGCACGCCCAGACAGAAGCAGAGGGGCUCCAGCCAGGGCAGCAUCCAGUCCCUCAACUCGAUGGGCGGGAACCCGAUGGUGGGGCCCGCGCCCACCACCAAACCGCCUACGCCACCUCAAGUGUCCAGAACUUCCAGUAAAGUUUCAGUUUCUGGUGGCACAUUGAGCAAAGGAAGUCGGGAAUACAGAACUCCUCCAGCAGUUGCUCCUCCACAGGUGCCCAGCCACUAUGCGCCCAACUACCCCAUCGGCCACCCGAGGCGCGAACAGCAGCGCGGCCCCGGCUACGGCACGCUGCCCCUGGCCCACGUGGGCCUGCCCGCGGCCGCGCCGCAAGUGGGCACGGUGCACCCGCAGCAACAGGCGGUGCAGCCGCAGACGCCACCCCCGCCGCCGCCGCCCAACGCGCCCCAGGGCGGAGGGUACGGGCAGGACCACCAUAUGAGCAUGCCGCCUCCCCCCUCUCCGCUCAUCAACACCCAAGACAUGCUGCUCUCGUCCAACCAGCACCACCCCAUGAUGACGAUGGGCGGCCAUCUGGGCCCCGUGCCCCUGGGCAGCCUCGGCAUGCACACCCUGUCGCACGCCCAGGGCUACCGCAUGUCGCAGGCGCUGGCCCACAACCUGGGCAUGAGGCAGGGCGUGGGCAGAGAUAUGGGCGUGGGUGGAGAUAUGGGCGUGGGCAGAGAUAUGGGCGUGGGUGGAGGCGGGGCGAGGUCGCCGCCCCUACCUCCGCCGCCGCCGCCCGAGGAGGAGGAGGAGCACGAAGCGGCGUUCGGGCGGCCGAGGAGUCAGGGCGGCGGGGUUAUGCCCAUCGUGCCCGAUGAGGAGGAUUUGCCUGGUUGGGUGCCCAAGAAUUAUAUUGAGAAAGUUGUCGCCAUAUACGACUACUAUGCAGACAAGGACGACGAGCUCAGCUUCCAAGAGAGCUCCGUCAUCUACAUCCUGAAGAAGAACGACGACGGCUGGUGGGAGGGGGUGAUGGACGGCAUCACAGGCCUCUUUCCCGGAAACUACGUCGAACCUUGCGUUUGA
This is a messenger RNA of Phaedon cochleariae (mustard beetle), 1569 nucleotides long. Lineage: Eukaryota; Metazoa; Arthropoda; Insecta; Coleoptera; Chrysomelidae. The record is from the annotation of a GenBank genome assembly.